Molecule: messenger RNA, 3063 nt
Organism: Theileria parva strain Muguga
Lineage: Eukaryota; Apicomplexa; Aconoidasida; Piroplasmida; Theileriidae
Gene: wdr3
Product: WD domain G-beta repeat protein
Exons: 10
Coding region: 126-3038 (970 amino acids)
Biological process (GO): maturation of SSU-rRNA
Cellular component (GO): small-subunit processome; Pwp2p-containing subcomplex of 90S preribosome
Molecular function (GO): snoRNA binding; protein binding
Source: RefSeq, a predicted model, not a curated record
GAAAAUAUAAAUAAUUAAAAAUUUUAUAUUUUGGAUAAAUUGUUUUUUUUAAUUGGUAAAAUUUAUUUUGUGUUGUUACCAUUUGUUGUGUUGAUCUGAUAAUCAUUUUAUAUUAUGCCAGGCCAAUGGUGAAAUCUUAUUUAAGAUACGUCAAAGAGGAUUCCUUCGGCAUAUUUUCAUCACCAUACUGCAGAUCCAUAGAAUUUUUUGGACCAGAUCAUAUUCUAACCAGCACAAUUGAUUAUGUAUAUUUGUACAACUAUAAAUUAAAUGAAGUGAAAACAAAGUUCUUGCCCAAGCCGGACAAUAAUUACAAUAUUUUUACUGUUACCACCUUCCAGUUGGUUAAACACCACCCUAGUACUAAUGGCUAUUCUAACAGUUUAGAUGAUAUAUCAAGCUUUAACCGAAUCUCAGAUGAUAUAAACUAUGUAUUCGUCGGAUAUUACGAUGGUUUAAUCAGAAGAUUUUGUGUAAACAGUAAAGUAAAUGAUGGAAACACAGUUAACGAUGAUCAUAUCUUGAUCGGACACAAGUCAAGAAUUACAGUUUUAACUGAUAACGGGAAUCUUUUAUUCUCGGGUAGUAACGAUGACAAUGUGUUUGUAUGGGAUGUAUAUAACUGUCAGUUACUGUACAAGCUUGUGGGACACACAAAUCCCAUUGCUAACGUAUUACCGGUAACUGAUGAUCAUGUGAUAACUACCUGCAACAAUGUAAUGAAAGUCUGGGACCUACCCAAUCAAUCACCAAUAAACACUACUAUUGAGCCUUUAUUGUUGUACAACAACGCUAUAUAUUUCAACAAAUUGCUGUUUGCAAGCUUUACUAAUAAUAAUGUAAUAAAAUGUUAUAAACUGAACGAAGUGAAUGCAAUUGAGUUCCUUUUUAGUGUAAAAACUAAGUACACCAAUGAUAAGUGCGUUUCAGUGGAUUACAUGGAGUUUGGAGAAACUGUGUUGUUGUUAGUAGCAUUUCAAAAGUGCAUUUACCUCUACAAGCUGCUGAACAGCAAUGAAAUGGCACAAAAGAGAAAAAAGAGACUAAGACGACUAAAACAAAGUAUUAAAGCUAAAAUUCACAAACUGUUAAAAAUUUGGAAAAUGAUUAACCUUAACACCCCGGUGGAAGAAGGUAUCGAGUCAGAUGAUCUUUCCACGCUGAAAUCAAAGUAUAACCAUCUAAAAAAUUCAUUAUCAAGCAAUUUAAGUGGAGGUAAAGGAUUGCCAAAUGACGAUAAACAAGAACUUAAUAUGAACCCUGAAACUGAUAAUACAACAGAGAAAUCAGAAGAAGCUGGGGAUAGUACAAUAGCUGACGAGGAAUUUGAUGAGGAAGGAGUAGCAGAGGAAGAUUACUAUAAGUUAUUACACAUACAUAAUAUAAAUGAUACAAUAAAGAGCAUAAAGAUUAAUAAUAGGAAUAUAAUUACCCUAAAUAGGAAUAAUACUGUAUCAUUAAGUAGAGUGUCACUUGAGGAUGACGUUGUAACGGUCGAUUUAUUGUAUGAAAUGAACUUAUACCAUCUAAAUAACAUAAAGUUGGUCAGAUUAUCGCCGAAUAAUAAGAUACUGCUAACCUUAUCAAAUGAUAAGUUGAUUUUAUGGAAUAUCAAUACUAAUAAUAUCAUCAAAACACUGAACCUGACAAACUCUAAUAAUUCAAGUAAUUCGAGCUGUAUUAGACCAGCGAGUAGUGAAACUAGUACAUCUACUGACGGUGAUAUAGAUUUAUCAAAUGGCGCAGUUUUGGAAAAUUGCACAAUAAACAAUGUCAUUUUUAUCAACAAUGAGAAUUUAUUGGUAGUAACUAGUGAUAACAGACUGUAUAAGUUUAAUACAAACACAAUGGUCGCAAACAGCUUAAAUUUACAAAUGGGCGAGGAUUUCACCUCAAUGUUAGGGACUAAUAACUCAAUUAACAACGUAUAUAUACAUAACGAUGAGUUGGUCCUGAUAUAUAAGUAUAAUUUCAUAGUCAAGUAUAAAAAUGACUUCCACUACGUUAAUGUACAACACCAAAUCCACCACUCAGUUAUUGACGCAAUGUAUAAAUACAUGUACUUGAGUGUGGAUAAUAAUGUGAUAAUAUACUACUAUGAUAACAUGAGGAAGCACCUAAUGUUGUACGGCCACAGUUUGCUAGUAACUAGUUUGGAUGCUACAUCUGACGUUCAGAUGUUGGCCUCAGCGUCUUUGGAUAAGACUAUUAAGAUAUGGUCCAUAAAAUAUGGCAACAUCCUUAAAACCAUAACCAACGCCUCAAUUAUUACUCAAAUUAAGUUUAUCAACUUGACACAUUACCUGGUUUUCACCAAUGCGAACAUGGUGAUGAAAAUCUAUGACUGCGACAGGCACGUAAUGAUAACUGAAAUCAGCGACUUCAACCUUACGAUCAACAAUAUAGCUCUAACAGAUUACAACCAAUAUUUAUUCCUAACAAGUAAUAAUUCAAGCUGCAUUAUAAAGUACAAGCUGUCAGAUGACAUUAUAUAUGUCGAGGAGGAGACUGAGAAGAUAGAGAACAUGAAAACAUUUGGAAACUUAAACUAUAACCUGAACGUAACGGAAAACAUCAUCAACCUACUGGAUGAUGAAACAAUGGAGAAUGGAAUCACUCAGGAUAAUAUCACAAUUGGUGGGAUUACAUAUGAAGGAGUGGCGUAUAACACAAAUAUGAUCCUCUACAACGUCCUGAAUAACAUCAACCAUAACGUGAUAUAUAACAUAAUAAUCGCAUUGCCGAAUAAAUACACGCAAAAGUUGCUGGAAUUUAUCACUAAUUUACUGGAGCAUACCGACGCAGUGGACAGUUACAUCCUAAAUGCCGAAAUUCUCCUCUACGUUUCAGUCGUCAUAUUACAGAUUAAUGUCAAAUAUUAUUUAUUAAAUAAUAUCAAUGUUUAUAAACUGAAGAAAUUGGUGAAUACCAAAAUGAAUAGUUACCAGGAUUUAAUACUAUAUAACAAGAGCGGCCUCCAAUAUAUUAAAAACAUAAUCACAAAUAAUGAAAAAGAAAUCAAAAAACGACUAAUUUAAUUCAUUCACUCACACAGUAUAUAAC